Molecule: messenger RNA, 2278 nt
Organism: Alosa alosa (allis shad)
Lineage: Eukaryota; Metazoa; Chordata; Actinopteri; Clupeiformes; Clupeidae
Gene: ldah
Product: lipid droplet associated hydrolase
Exons: 7
Coding region: 112-1071 (319 amino acids)
Biological process (GO): lipid storage
Cellular component (GO): lipid droplet
Molecular function (GO): lipase activity
Source: RefSeq, a predicted model, not a curated record
CCGAAGGAUCUGAUGCUGACAGCUUCUCCAGUACGAAAGUUCAUUGACAGUUGUUGAAUGUCACUUAAUUUCAUACAUUUGGACCAAUUCACAUUUAUAGCUUAGCUGGAGAUGGGGACUGCAGAGGAGGACAUGGAUAAGCCAGGUGUGGAGCACAUCUACUGCUGCGGAGCUGUCACGGAGGUGCUGAAGUUUGGAGCCCAAGACCUGCGUCGCGUUGGUGCCAGAUUGCUCUUCCUGGUCAUUCCAGGGAACCCAGGGGUGGUGGGCUUCUACCAGACCUUCAUGCAGACUCUUUACCAGGCAUUUGGUCGGCGUUACCCAGUUUGGGCUGUCAGCCAUGCAGGACACUGCAAUCCCCCCGAUGCCUUAGACAUGGUGGAAGAGCCGUCCGUGACCGAGGCCAGGGAUGUGUUUGGUUUGAAUGGGCAGAUUGAGCACAAGCUGUCGUUCCUGCGGGAGCACGUGUCCAGAGAAACACGGCUGGUGCUGAUCGGACACUCCAUCGGUUGCUACAUCAUCCUGGACAUGAUGAAGAGGGACCCUGGCCUGAAGGUGCUGAAGUCAGUGUUGCUUUUCCCCACCAUUGAACGCAUGGCAGUGACCCCUCAGGGUAAGGUCAUGACCCCGGUGCUGUGCCACCUACGCUAUGUGGCGUACGUUCCUAUCUUCCUGCUGUCGCUACUGCCUGAGAGGCUGAAGGCCAGUGCCGUGCGCUGGGUACUGGGCGGCCUGCGCGCCCUCGACCACGCCACCAUACCAGCCACCGUCAGUCUCAUCAGUGUGGACUGUGCAGCUAACGCCAUGUAUAUGGGCAGCCAGGAGAUGAGGAUGGUCCUGGAGAGGGAAAACGCAACUAUCCGGCAAAACCUGAACAAGCUUAUAUUCUACUACGGAGCGACUGACCACUGGUGCCCGGUGCAGUAUUACCACGAUAUAAAAAGAGACUUUCCCACUGGAGACAUCCGCCUGUGUGAGAACGGACUUCGUCACGCAUUUGUUCUGGAUGCGGGGAAACAAAUGGCAGACAUGGUCACUGACUGGCUCCAUACUGACCUCAAUGACCUAUAGCGUUGCUGUGGCCAUUAUAGGACAUUCUAUUCAACAAUGCUUUUAGAUAGAUCUUUUUUGUGCUAUCACUGAAUAUUACAAAGCUCUUGUUACAUUGUAAUUAUACCAUCAAAUACAGUAUAACAUGCCAGCAACACUUUGAUACUGGACUUGCAAAACAUAACCCUGCUCUAACUGUAACCCUAGUUUGGUGUUAGUAGCUCGAAGCCUAAUCUUAGUUCUAUGCUAUUGCUAUUAUAAAGUACCAGUGUGUGCGAUAUGUUACACACUGAAAUAGUACCGUUACAUUGUGACAGUGGCUGUGUAAUAUGAAGCUGUGUAGUCAAUUUAUACUGUAUUUUGUUUACUAUUAACAGGACCGUUUACCAUGCACAUGUAGCCUUUUGUCACAGCUCCAUUUUAUCUCCAUGGAAAUGACUUGUGUGAGAAGAUGGAGAGAUGGAGCUGGUCAACACAUGCUGCAUGCUCACUCUUCACUGUGUCUCCCACAUUACUGUAAGGAGCACCCGCUGGAUCUUUUAAGGGCUUAAACUUUCCAGCCAUCAGCCAACGCAGCACACAGUGUUAGGUUAACAGCUUAAGUUCAUGGCUAAGAAUUACAGCCUUCGUGAAUCAUAAAUUAUGAGCAUCAAAGUUCUCAGUCAUUAAUUUGAACUCCUUUUGACAAGUUUAAACGUAGGCAAAUGGCCAUUUGUGUAGUCAUUUGGUUGAUUUUUCCUCCCUCUCUCUUUUUUUUUUAGUUUGUUUUUUCCAAUACUUGCAUUUGUCCAGAAAAGACCAUGAAAACCCAUGGACAUUUGAUCAUCAUAUGAAAGGCGCACUGUGUGGUUUAGAGCACAGCUUGACACAAGUCAUUUCCUCAGGGUUAAAAUGGUGGUCACCGUUUACAACCUGUGGCCUUCAUGUGAACCCCUACCCUCAAGUCUGUUGGUUAAAAAUACAUUUCCAGCCUUUUUUAUGGUCAAAUAAAAUGAGAAAGGGGCUCAUAUUAAGCUAGUGGUGUGUGUGUGUCUUGGAAGUGAUGUAAGAUUUUUUUUGUGACACUGUAGCUGCCAAAUUUACUUAAACCCCUAACAUUUUUGUGCUCCAAAAGAUCAUGAAUAAUGAGCACUUGUAUGUAUAUGUUGUACUUCCGCCGUGGUUAAAACACUGUACAAAAUAUUUAAGAUGUCAUAUAUGAUUAUUAAAGAUUUUAAAUCACACUGUU